Acaulospora morrowiae is the source of this 665-nucleotide messenger RNA. NCBI's taxonomy places the organism in Eukaryota, Fungi, Glomeromycota, Glomeromycetes, Diversisporales, Acaulosporaceae. The record is from the annotation of a GenBank genome assembly.
AUUCAUCUGCUCCUGUCACUAAAAAACGAAGUAUUAGUAAAGUUUUGAAUGUUCCUACAAAUAUCCCAUUGCAGGAUAGUAAAUCUAUAGACAUUUUGAAGAAUCUAAAGACCGCAGUACAUAAUUUCGACCAAGGUAUAAUAACACUAGGAUCCUCCUGCUCAUACAAAAGUUCCAAUCAUUUGUAUGUAAAUUCUGAGCAUUAUAUCAAAGUUCCAAGGAAAAGUACAUACGAUGCUGAAAUAUACUGGCAUCCUGAACAAGUUUGUGAUGAUGGGAACUACCAUCAUCUUUAUUGCGACCCAACUAUAAAGAAGCUGAUACUCCCCAUCUGGAAGCUCUUCUCGAAGGCAUCAAUUCCUAAACUAAACGUCCAUUUCAAACAAGUGUUUAAGUAUGAAAAGCAACUUCAUCCUCGAGAGAUCUGGAUCUUACACUUCUCCUGUGAAGAUUUUGUUGUAUCUGACCCAUAUUGGCCAUGUGAAAAACUUCAGCUUGAGGUCAAGAAUGAUGAGCUCAAGGCCAGAGUUGCGGAAUUGGAAGAUAAGCAAACACAACGAAUUAAAAAAAUUUGCUAUCCAUAUCAUGUGAUAAAAAACUUGACCAUUGAUCACGCGAUCAGAGUCUUUACCAGAUAUGAUGCAACCCGUGAUAUAGGCGCAUAA